Callorhinus ursinus (northern fur seal) is the source of this 2019-nucleotide messenger RNA. RefSeq names its product GC vitamin D binding protein (gene GC). The record is from RefSeq and is a predicted model, not a curated record. Gene Ontology annotation, biological process: vitamin transport. Gene Ontology annotation, cellular component: blood microparticle; cytoplasm. NCBI's taxonomy places the organism in Eukaryota, Metazoa, Chordata, Mammalia, Carnivora, Otariidae. Gene Ontology annotation, molecular function: vitamin D binding; vitamin transmembrane transporter activity.
GAGAGAAACCUCCAGGUUUCCGUUUAAAUAUGAGAAGUGUAGGGAAGGUCCAAAACACAUAACCCUGUAAGUGUUGGGGUGGGGGGAGGGAUAUGUGCCAAUUAAUACAUUAAUUUUAGAAAAAAGCAGCAGUGGGGAAAAAAAAUUCUAUGUAUCCCCUCUUUGGCAGUUUGACAAAGUUAAUGAUUAAAAUGUCCUAUAUUUUCCCCAGAGUGUCUAUUUGCCUUGAUUGAUAUUAUUUUACCUCUUGUGGGCCAAGGAUGACUGCCCUUGCUUCUGUGUAGAGAUUAAUAAUUGAUUAGUUCACAGUCAGGAAUCUUAGUAAAAAGAAAUUGGUUACUUUGGGCUGCUACUUUGUACUGGGUCAUGUACAGGAGACGGGGUGCUGCAGAACUUGCUGGCAGAAAGAUGAAGGUGAUCCUGGUCCUUCUGCUUGCUGUAGCAUUUGUGCAUGCUCUAGAAAGAGGCCGAGAUUAUGAGAAGGAUAAAGUUUGCAAGGAACUUGCCAGUCUGGGAAAAGAGGACUUCACAUCCUUGUCAAUGGUCUUAUACAGCAGAAAGUUUCCCAGUGGCACAUUUGAACAGAUCUGUCACCUUGUGAAUGAAGUUGUCUCCUUGACAGAAGCCUGCUGUGCUGAAGGAGCUGACCCCGACUGCUAUGACCGCAGGACCUCAGCAUUGUCUGCUAGGUCCUGUGAAAAGGACUCUCCAUUCCCAGUACACCCAGGAACUGCUGAGUGCUGUACCAGAGAGGGCCUUGAACAGAAACUCUGUAUGGCCGCCCUGAGGCACCAGCCACAAGAAUUUCCUACCUACGUAGAGCCAACAAAUGAUGAAAUCUGUGAGGCAUUCAGGAAAGAUCCCAAAGACUUUGCUGAGCAAUUUAUGUAUGAAUAUUCCAUUAACUAUGGACAAGCCCCUCUGUCGCUCUUAGUCAGUUAUACCAAGAGUUAUCUCUCUAUGGUGGGAUCCUGCUGUACCUCACCAGGCCCAACAAUAUGCUUUUUGAAAGAGAGACUCCAGAUGAAACAUUUAUCACUUCUCACCACUAUGUCAAAUAGAGUCUGUUCACAAUAUGCUGCUUAUGGGAAGGAGAAAUCAAGGCUCAGCCAUCUCAUAAAAUUAGCCCAGAAAGUGCCAACUGCUAAUCUGGAGGAUGUUUUGCCACUAGCUGAAGAGAUCAACACAAUCCUCUCCAAGUGCUGUGAGUCUACCUCUGAGGACUGCAUGGCCAAGGAGCUGCCUGAAUACACAGUAAAAAUCUGUGACAACUUAUCCACAAAGAAUUCUAAGUUUAAGGACUGUUGUCAAGAAAAAACGCCCAUGGACGUGUUUGUGUGCGCUUACUUCCUGCCAGCUGCCCCAACACCUGAGCUGCCAGCCAUCGAGUGGCCCACAAAUACAGACCUGUGUGACAAAGGGAAUGCCAAAGCCAUAGAUCAGUAUACAUUUGAACUAAGUAGGAGAACUCAUCUCCCAGAAGUAUUCCUCAGUAAAAUACUUGAGCCAACCUUCAAAAGCCUUGCCGAAUGCUGUGACUCUGAAGAUGCUACAGGCUGUAUGAAUGCUCAGGGCCCUCAACUGAAAAAGGAAUUAUCUUCUUUCAUUGACAAGGGACAAAAACUAUGUGCAGAUUAUUCAGAAAAUACUUUUACUGAGUAUAAGAAAAAACUAGCAGAGCAAUUAAGAGCACAAUUCCCUGAUGCCAGUGCCGUGGAACUCCAAGGGCUGAUUGACAAGCGCUCAGACUUUGCCUCCAAGUGCUGUUCCAUCAACUCACCUCCUCUCUACUGUGAUUCAGAGAUUGAUGUUGAAAUGAAAAAUAUCCUAUAGUCCUGAUGCAUGUGUGUAUUAGAUCUGUUGUUGGAACCACCUGGGAAUAUCUCAUGGCCUAACCUAAGCAAAACCAGAGCUCCUGGGGAGACCAGUAGGAUACUCCCUGCUUUUUAUCAGCUACAUUUUCUUUAUACAACAAGUUUGAUAAUUUACUAUAAAAAAUAAAUAUAAUGCAGACCAUAA